CUUUUAGGCUUUUACUGUGAAAUGCAAACGAGACUGUUUUCGCAAAACUUUCUUCUUUGCUUUCAUUUGGGAAGUUCAGCUCUGAGCUCUGUGAGAGAUGGAGGAAAUAGUAGAAGGGGACGGGUCGGGUGCGGGCAGAUACACGCUGAGACCAACGAGGCUAAGCAACGAGGACAUUCUGUUCUGUAUAGAUGUUGACCCAGAGUCUAUGGUGGAGAUGAAAGCCGCGAUGGGCCCAAAUGGGCGACCUUUAACCCGCUUGGACUCGAUCAAGCAAGCCAUACUUGUCUUCAUCAACGCCAAGCUCACCAUCAACCCAGAGCACCGAUUCGCCUUUGCCUGUCUCGGAAAGUCCGCGUCUUGGCUUCGGAAAGAGUUUAGCAGUGAAGUCGAUUCUGCUAUUGCUGCAUUUCGAGUACUCUCAGCUACUUCAUCUUCUAGUAAUGCAGAUCUUACCAGUCUAUUUCGAGUAGCAGCUCAUGAAGCAAAGAAAUCUCGUGCUCAAAACAGACUUUUAAGGGUGAUUCUUAUUUACUGUAGAUCAUCUGUAAGACCAAAUCAUCAAUGGCCUGUGAACCAGAAACUCUUCACUCUGGAUGUAGUUUACCUUCACGACAAGCCUGGACCUGAAAACUGCCCUCAAGAGGUCUAUGAUUCACUUGUGGAUGCCCUGGAACUUGUUAGCGAAUAUGAGGGCUACAUCUUGGAGAGCGGUCAGGGAUUAACUCGAGUUCUCUUCCGUUACAUGUGCAUGCUGCUAUCACACCCUCAGCAGCGUUGCCCACAAGACCAUCUGGACAUACCUAAGCCUCUUGCGAAAAAGUUGCCGGCAGCAGAUUCAACGACUACUGAUGAUAGUAUUAUAACUGUGUCCGGCAUAUCAGAAGUUCAGAACAUUAGAAAUUAAUUUUACUGAGGUCAUUUUGCUUCUAAAAGUCUCAUAUGUAUGUAGUUUGUCUGAUGUUGAUGUAAACCUCUUGUUGAGUGAGAAUGAGUAGCCGAUUUGAUCUUGGUCCUAUCUGUCUGUACAAAUUGUGAAUGUUAUGAAUCCCAAUGUUUAUUUUAACCUA
Messenger RNA from Prunus persica (peach), 1070 nucleotides. RefSeq lists its product as uncharacterized. Gene Ontology annotation, cellular component: BRCA1-A complex; BRISC complex. NCBI's taxonomy places the organism in Eukaryota, Viridiplantae, Streptophyta, Magnoliopsida, Rosales, Rosaceae. The record is from RefSeq and is a predicted model, not a curated record. Gene Ontology annotation, biological process: positive regulation of DNA repair. The transcript has 3 exons. The coding region runs from base 98 to 907 and encodes 269 amino acids.